Cladophialophora immunda is the source of this 1107-nucleotide messenger RNA. RefSeq lists its product as uncharacterized. NCBI's taxonomy places the organism in Eukaryota, Fungi, Ascomycota, Eurotiomycetes, Chaetothyriales, Herpotrichiellaceae. The record is from RefSeq and is a predicted model, not a curated record. Bases 1 to 1107 code for a protein of 368 amino acids. The transcript is spliced from 7 exons.
AUGAAGACGGCGGCUGGGCUGCCUCCCAAUCCCCAUGGCCAGCGGCUGGCACACGUUAGCAUUAUCAUGUGCACCAUUGCCGGAUUCCUCGUCAUUUGCCGACUGCUUGUGCGCUUUCUGGUCCAUCGACGGACUGGCUGGGAUGACUAUACGCUGAUUAUAUCUCUGGCGCUGGCGAUUGGGAUGACAGUCUGUUUCAAUAUGGAGGUCUACUACGGCAUGGGACUGCACACGAAACAGCUCGACGCACACAAUAAAGUCCUGGCUUUUGAGUGGCUUUGGGUCGCCCAGCUUCUGUACAAAUUCGCCAACGGAAUGACAAAAAUCACCAUUGUGCUUCUAUACCUCAGAAUCUUUCCGACCAGAAAAUUCAAGAUCCUGGCUUGGAGUGUGAUCGGGUACGUGGUGGCGUACUGCACGGCAGCGGUUUGCACGAGUAUCUGGCAAUGCGAUCCGAUCGAAAAGGCUUGGAAGAAAACGCUGCCCGGCCACUGCAUCGAUAUCGGCAAACUAUGGUACGCGAACUCGGUGUUGACCAUUGUCGCGGACCUGGUUCUCAUCGCUAUGCCGGUCAAUCAAAUCGUCAGACUGAAAUUGCCGUUGUCGCAGAAGCUGGGGUUGAUCUUUGUCUUCAGUCUGGGGGUCUUCGUCAUGGCUUGUACCAUUAUCCGAUGUGUUAUGCUUGGUCCGACUACCUCUCAGAAAGACUCAGUUUACUACCAAGCGGAAUCCAACAGCUGGACGUUCCUUGAGGUCGAUGUGUCCAUCAUCUGUGCCUCCCUCCCCCUCCUGAAAACUCCACUGCAGCGACUCCUCCCACAGAUAUUCGGAAUGAAAUCGUCCUCCGCCAAAUCCGAUGGCUACUACCACGGGAACGCCCAAAAAUCGAGUGGGAGGGGUGCCGCUAUCCCAAUGAACAACCGCGCCGGACGCCCGAGGGGUCCGUACAGUGAUGCGGCAAGUGAUGAAGAACAGAUCCUGGAAUCGGGUGCAGGGAUCAUGAAGACGACAAAGGUCACGCUGGAGUAUGAGGAGGCGGAAAUAACGAAAGAUUUGGCUGACAGGAAGCCUCGCAACGGGACAUUUGACUUUGGCUUGCAAAGUUAG